GUCGAAAGCGGGUGGGCGCUAUGACCUAGCGGAGGUGCGCGCCGGUGGGAUGGCGGUACGGUCUCGGUAGAGUGGAGCGUACGGCAGACGCCAGCAGGAAUGGGUGAGCUCCUCGAUACUGGCCGCCACUGACUGAGCGGCCCAGCGACAUUUUCUCAGUCUUUAAGAUCUCAAUUUCGUGUGCUGGCUUUUGGUGCCGUCGGUCGAACUCGGCCUCUACCUCACCUCCCACCACCACCCCCCUCCCCCGAACACUCGGCAAUGGCCACCGACAUGGAGGCGCUGGGCUCGGCCGCGGAGUCUACGGCAGCACCGGGCAGUGGUAGCGGCCUGGACGAUGAGGAGGAGAGCUGGUUGUACGGAGAUGAAAAUCCGGGUAAACAAGAAGAGGUUGCUUUGGUUGAUGGGGGUGAAGACUCUGUAAAACCACUGCAGGAAACGUCACCUGAAUUCAAAGUCAGCAACUUAGAAAUGGCUGAAGGUGUGUCACAGAAUGGUGGUGAUGAGGACGACAGUGAUAGUGAUAGCGAUGAUGAUGAUGUGAAGGUCACCAUUGGCAACAUUAAAACGGGUGCACCACAGUAUAUGGGCACUCCAAUGAAUUUGAAUCUGAAGAGUGGACGCACAUAUGGUUCUUCUGCAGCAAAGCUGCACUCUAAAGGCAUUGACCUUGAUGCCCCUGGAAGCAUCAAUGGAAUUCCUGUGAUUGAAGUGGAUUUGGAUUCAUUUGAAGUUAAACCCUGGAGGAAACCAGGAGCUGACCUUUCAGAUUAUUUUAAUUAUGGCUUCAAUGAAGAAACAUGGAAAGCCUAUUGUGAGAAACAACGAAGACUUCAGUUAGGACUUGAUCCUGUCGUUGCAUCUGGUUCAGAGAACAAAAUAUUGUUUCAGCAAGGGAGAGUGGGCAAUGUGGAGAAGGAUGUAGAAAACAACUUGCCAAAAAUGGAAUUGAAGACUGAUUUCACAUCUCCACCUGGAGGAAGGAUGAAAGCAGGCCCACCACCCAAUAGUGUUUCCUCCAGAAAACUUGCGGGCACGAUUGAUGUUAUUGGUGGAUACACGGGUUCCAUCAGGAGAGUAGAAGGAAGGCGGCGGGACAAGCAUGGAGGAGAUGAGAGUACAAUUCAGGUUCUUGGAGACCAUGGAAACAAAAGACCACCAUUUCCAGCGCCUACAGGCCCUCCUCCUCCAAUGCCUGGACCACCCCCUCAUUUCUUACACCCACCUCCUCCUGUCACAAGUGGACCGCCACCCAUGCACCCACCAGGAAUGCCGCCACCUGGGUCUCUACCAGGGUUAUUUCCACCACCAAUUGUGCCCCCUCCAGCUUUACUGUUGCCAACUGUAGAAGGUGCUCCACCUCCAGGCUAUGACACCAGGCCACCCCCUCUAUUUCCCUAUAAUCCUACAGAAUCUGGACUAAUUGGUUACCCAACAGUAUCCACAGCCCAAACACCCUGGAUUAAUACACUUGAUAAAACAACCAAUAGCCCCUGGGAGUACAAAGGCCCACGACGAGAACGAGACCGCGAACGAGAAACUGAUCGAGACAGAAAUCGUGAACGAGACCGAGGCCCGACCCCAACAACAACUGAAUAUAAAGAAAGGAACUAUGACAGAGAGUAUCAUCGGAGCAGAGAUCGCAGUAGAGACAGAGAAGAACGCCACAGGGAACGGAGGCACAAAGACAAAGAUGAUUCCAAGCACAAGUCAUCAAGGCGCAAGCAGCAUGAGAACGAGGAGGGAGAAAGUCACAGACGUCACAAACACAAGAAGAAUAAACGAAGCAAGGAAGACAAAGAGGCUGCGGAUGAAGGUUCUACAGCACCUGAGGCAGAGUCAAAGGAAUAACUCGUUUGCUGAACUGGUCCCUGCAUCAGGUCAUAUUCAUUACGCUGGUUCUGUGAAUACCACCGUGGGGAAGAAUCAACUCCAUGAACUCUAAUGCCUAAUAGUUCAAUGUGAAGCCUGAUCCCACCUUUCUAUGUACUUAGACUUUGAUUUUUUUUUUGUAAAGUGUGCUUGUAA
Molecule: messenger RNA, 2028 nt
Organism: Mobula hypostoma (lesser devil ray)
Lineage: Eukaryota; Metazoa; Chordata; Chondrichthyes; Myliobatiformes; Myliobatidae
Product: pre-mRNA 3'-end-processing factor FIP1-like
Exons: 16
Coding region: 262-1851 (529 amino acids)
Cellular component (GO): mRNA cleavage and polyadenylation specificity factor complex
Source: RefSeq, a predicted model, not a curated record